AUGUUACUUCCAACCUCCUCCCCCAACAAACCGGACCAACAACGCGCCGCCAAAGUCCUCCGCGCCCUCGAUGACCUCCAGUCCGCCUCAGGCGACGGCAGUGACGCAUACACGAUAAUCAAGCUCAGCGAGCCCAUCUUCUCCUCCUCCUCCAACAACAACCCCAACAGCAACCCCACCACCACCACCGCCGCCGCCCCCACCACCCUCGCCCGCACCUCCGACGUAUCGACCGCCUCGCUCGACGCGCCGACCCCCACCUCCCUCGAAGCCGACCUCGCCCACUACCGCGAGCUCUUCUCCAAACUGCGCUUCUCCUACGUCGAACAAGUCACCAAGGAAAAAUUUAUCCGCGCCAUCGUCGGCGACCCGCCCCAGAUCGUGUCGCCGCAGGAGAACGCCGACCUCGAGGCCGCCAACGCCGACGCCAAGGCCGCGCUCAAGGCGCUCAAGACCGAGGUCGCCGCGAUGGUGGCGGAUCUGGAGGCGCGUGGGCGCGCGCUGACGGCGCGGUACGAGGCGGUGCAGGAGGAGCUGGGGGUGUUGAGGGCGCUGCCGGCGGAGAUUGAUGGGCUGGAGGAGAGGGUCAGGGAUUUGAGGGCGCAGCAUCAGUUGUUGAGGGCUGCGGGGGGUGGGGCCCGAGAUGAGCAUGCCGUUGGGGAAGACGAGGGCGUUGGUGGAGGGGAGGAGGGGGGAAUUAAGGGAGUUGGAGAGGGAGGUGGAAGUGGUGGGGGGGCAGGUGCCGAGGAAGAGGAAGGAGCUGGAGCGGUUGAGGGGGGAGGUGGGCGUGCUGGAGAAUCGGAAGGCGAAUAG
Molecule: messenger RNA, 813 nt
Organism: Chaetomium globosum CBS 148.51
Lineage: Eukaryota; Fungi; Ascomycota; Sordariomycetes; Sordariales; Chaetomiaceae
Exons: 1
Coding region: 1-813 (270 amino acids)
Biological process (GO): protein localization to kinetochore; attachment of mitotic spindle microtubules to kinetochore; kinetochore assembly
Cellular component (GO): kinetochore
Source: RefSeq, a predicted model, not a curated record